Molecule: messenger RNA, 456 nt
Organism: Plasmodium gonderi
Lineage: Eukaryota; Apicomplexa; Aconoidasida; Haemosporida; Plasmodiidae
Exons: 1
Coding region: 1-456 (151 amino acids)
Source: RefSeq, a predicted model, not a curated record
AUGAGCGCCCCAAGUAUGCUACAGAAAAACAACGGAGAAGACAAACAGGCGCAGGAGAAUGUAUCACUUUUUGAGAUUUCAAGCGAAGAGAAUUUAAAGAUGAACAUUAUAAAUGACCAGAAAGAUAUGGUAUAUUAUUAUACCAAUGUACUCGCAAAUAAAGGAAUACGAACUGUUAAAUAUUUUGAUAUCGACAUAACAGAAGAUGUGGAUGAUAUUAACGAUGCAUUUUGCGAUCCAAUAAGACUAAACGAUGACCACUAUGAAGAAGAUUAUUUGGAAUUCAAAAUUAAAAAAUUUAUGUCAUCAUGUAAUAAAAACUCGUAUGCGAAGAAAAUUUUGUUAAACGAUAUGAACAUUACUGUACCGCACAUCACCAGUAGAAAAAAUCCUCAAUGGGAGAUAUGUAACCAAGAUGGAAAAACUUUUUCUAGUAACAAAGUUGAACCUUACUGA